GACAGCAGGCUCACCCCUGCUCCCUGCAUCCCUCCCUGUCCGUGUCUUCUUCCCUCUCACUCCACCGGAUCCUGGUGCGGAUAAGGAGAUUUAACUAAAGGAGACCCGGACACCCAUGACCUGUGGAGGAGCACUCUGGCUUCUGAGAUUUCUGCACAUUUCUACACAAACAGCAUUAUGACCAGGAAGGUGUUCACCAACACGAGGGAGCGCUGGCGCCAACACAAUGUCAACACUGCCUUUGCAGAGCUCCGCAAGCUCAUCCCCACCCAUCCUCCUGAGAAGAAACUGAGCAAGAACGAGAUCCUGCGCCUGGCGAUGCGCUACAUCAACUUCCUAGUGCAGCUGCUGGAGAGCCAGAGUGGCCAGCCGGCCAGCCACUCCUCCACCGCCCUGCUCACCUUCCUGAAAGGGAACAUGGAGCGGCUGCACUCGCCUCCCCAUCCCUGGACCACGACGAGUGACACCGAGGCUCCAUCGCCGGGCUCCAGCUGUGAAAGCUCUGAGCCCUGGUAGAGCCACAUCUGGACAGGAGAACAAGAAGAUAGAGCAGAUUGUGUUGUGGACCCCAACAUGGCUGAUGAGAAGGGUGAAAAAGAGUUUGUUUUAUGCAUCAAAGUAAACCAUAUUCCCUUCAUGUCUCCAUGAUAUCAUUCCUUGUUUU
Molecule: messenger RNA, 664 nt
Organism: Cyprinodon tularosa
Lineage: Eukaryota; Metazoa; Chordata; Actinopteri; Cyprinodontiformes; Cyprinodontidae
Gene: tal2
Product: T-cell acute lymphocytic leukemia 2
Exons: 2
Coding region: 178-516 (112 amino acids)
Biological process (GO): regulation of transcription by RNA polymerase II
Molecular function (GO): RNA polymerase II cis-regulatory region sequence-specific DNA binding; DNA-binding transcription factor activity, RNA polymerase II-specific; protein dimerization activity
Source: RefSeq, a predicted model, not a curated record